CUAACCGCUGCCAUAAAGAAGAUGCCAUUCAUGCAGUCUUAGUAGAUGAUUGUAGGCAAUAGUAGCUUCACCUUUUGGAUAGUGUUGCUUUUGUAGACUGCUUACUUUUAUAUAUGUGUAUUAUUAUUUACAGGUGUAGCAUGAUUUUUUUUACGUUGUUUAGAAGUAUAGCAAGACUGAAAUUAAACUAGCAGUGAACUAGCAGUCCGCAAAGUGGUAAGCUGCUAGCCGUGUGCCACUUGAGCUAUUCAACCUGGGCCUUCCGGUCGGAGCUCUACCUAAAGAUAUACACAAACAUUACCUUGGUUUAUCUGAGGUGGUGGAGAGCCGCAUUGUACUCUAGGCUUUUUCUCAGGCUUGUUUAAUACCAAAACCUCCCAGAAAAGAUGGAGGCUCCUCCUGUCACAGUGAUGCCCGUCACCGGUGGCACAAUUAAUAUGAUGGAGUAUCUGUUACAAGGUAGUGUUUUAGACCAAGCCCUGGAAAGCCUCUUGCAUCGCCUUCGUGGUCUAUGCGACAACAUGGAACCAGAAACUUUUACAGACCAUGAACUGGUUUACCUUUUGAAAGGCCAGCAAGGAAACCCUUUCAUUUUGCGUGCCCGGCGUUCUCUAUCGCAUCCAAAUGCUCCAUGGCAUCUACGCUAUCUGGGCCAGCCGGAAGUGGGAGACAAGAGUCGGUAUGCCCUAGUACGCAACUGUGUUGAUAUUUCUGCCUCCCACACCCUUCCAGAAUUCCUCAAUGAGAUGGGCUUCCGCAUGGACCACGAGUUUGUUGCCAGUGGCCACAUAUUUCGCAAAGGUGCUAUGAAAAUUGUGGUUGGCAAGGUGUCACGUCUCUUGGUCCCAGGGAACACUGAAAAUACAGAGCGAAUGUCACUUUCAUCCUUAGUUGAAUUGAGUAUAUUGGCCCCUGCUGGCCAGGACACAGUGUCAGAGGAUAUGCGCAGCUUUGCUGAGCAACUUAAACCUCUGAUUCACCUGGAGAAGAUUGAUCCCACCAAACAGAGACAUUAAGAGUUGAUUUAGUGCUGUCCUGUCCAACUACCAUGGAAAAAUUCUGUUUCUUUUUGAUUAGGUUUAAAUUUUAUACAGAAUGUUUUUAUGUUCUAGACAAUUAAAUGCAAUGCAACUUUGACAAAAA
Molecule: messenger RNA, 1143 nt
Organism: Melanotaenia boesemani (Boeseman's rainbowfish)
Lineage: Eukaryota; Metazoa; Chordata; Actinopteri; Atheriniformes; Melanotaeniidae
Gene: med18
Product: mediator of RNA polymerase II transcription, subunit 18 homolog (yeast)
Exons: 3
Coding region: 387-1016 (209 amino acids)
Biological process (GO): regulation of transcription by RNA polymerase II; termination of RNA polymerase II transcription
Cellular component (GO): mediator complex; core mediator complex
Molecular function (GO): transcription coregulator activity
Source: RefSeq, a predicted model, not a curated record